AUGACAGGCUCCGAGCCUGAAGACUCCUCGAUCACUCGAGUCUAUGUCUCGGGUUUGCCGCCGUCUAUGAGCAAGGAGCAACUGUGGUCACAUUUCGCAGGAAAGUAUACGGUCACAGAUGCUCAUGUUAUCCCAGACCGCCGCAUAGGCUUCGUGGGAUUUGCGAGUCAUGAGCAGGCUAAAAGUGCAGUCCAGUACUUCAACAGGACUUUCGUUCGCAUGUCAAAGAUCUCCGUAACCCUUGCCAAACCUGUACAGGUCAAGCGCAAUGAAAAAGGCCAGGCCGUUCCUGUCUCCGACCGUGCUUCGAGAAAAAGAAAGCGUGACCCCCGAGACGAUGGCGAAGCAUCUCAGCACCCCUCAGUAGGACAAUCUCGGAGACCUGCCAGCGGUGUUCCACCAGACAUGAAAACUACCACGGAAGCAGUUUCUAAAGAGAAGGACGGUUCCUCGGAUGAGACUGCUCCGGAGCAGGAGCAAGAAGAAGCCAUCGCAGAAGAAGCUCCCAGAUCUGAUGCUGACUGGCUUCGUGGAAAAACAAGCAGAACAUUGGGUUUGCUCGAGGAAGAUGAAGAUGCGAAAGCCCGCCUGGGCCCUGCAGGCAAUGACGGGCUAAGAUCGAAUGCAUCAGAACCAGUGGAAGAUGUCAAGGCCAGCCAGGAUACAGCAGAGGCAGGAGAUGCUGAAGAUGCAGACAAUCGGACGCAGCCGUUAGUGCCAAACGCUCGACUGUUCAUCAGGAAUCUUCCGUUCGACACCCACGAAGACGAUCUCCGGAAAGUCUUUUCGCCAUAUGGCAGAAUUUCAGAAAUUCAUUUAGUGACCGACACCAGGAAAUCCACCGGGAAAGGUCUUGGGUAUGUUCAGUUUGUGGAGCCGGAGCAUGCAGAGCAGGCUCUUCUUGAACUCGAUGGAAAGGACUUCAAGGGCAGACUGAUGCACAUUCUCCCGUCUUCGGACAAGAAGAUACAAAAGCUCACUGAAUUUGAAAUCUCGCAGCUGCCUCUAAAGCAGCAAAGAGCGCUGAAACGGAAAAAUGAUGCCUCCAGUUCGACUUUCAGCUGGAACUCACUCUAUAUGAACCCAGCUGCUGUCCUGGCGUCGGUGGCCGACCGCCUAAAAGUCUCCAAGUCGGACUUGCUUGAUCCUGCUUCAACCGACGCAGCCGUAAAGCAAGCUCAUGCAGAGACAAGCGUGAUCAAGGAGACAAAGGACUACUUGAAGUCUAAUGGAUUGAAUCUUGAUGCUUUCAAAAAUAAAGCCCGCGAUAGCCAAACGCUUUUGCUGAAGAACUUUUCUUUCGGGACCACUGCAGAAGAACUCUCGCAAAUGCUUGGUCAGUACGGUACAAUAGAGUCCCUGCUCUUUCCUCCAACUGGCACCAUGGCUGUCGUUCGGUACCGGGAAAGCAGCCAAGCAGCUUUAGCACUUAAGCAAUUGGCGUAUCGGAAUUUGAGGGGUUCUAUACUGUUUCUUGAGAAAGCGCCGGCAGGUCUCUGGGACGGUACAGAGCCUAAAACAAGCACCGACUCAUCGAAUCUUGCUGGGGAUGAUGCGAACAGUGGCGCUCUGGGUACCACAUUCACGGUAUUUGUGCGCAACCUGAAUUUCUCAACAACGAGCGUCAGAUUGGCUGAAGCAUUUAAACCGCUUUCGGGCUUUCUCUCUGCGAAGGUGAAAACAAGGACUGAUCCCAGCCGGCCGGGCGAGGUGCUCAGCAUGGGCUUUGGUUUUGUCGAGUUCCGCACCAAGGUCCAAGCAGAAGCUGCCAUCGCCACAAUGAAUGGCAAGCGACUGGACGGGUACGAGCUCCUGGUGCAGACGUCGCAAAAGUCCACUGAUCUGGGAGAGGAGAGACGGAAGGAGGAUACGGCAAAAAAGGUCGACUCCACAAGGACGAAGAUCGUCAUCAAAAACCUCCCCUUCGAAGCCACCAAGAAGGAUGUUCGUGCUCUGUUUGGUGCAUACGGUCAGCUGCGCACUGUCCGGAUGCCCAAGAAAUUCAACAAUACAGCCAGAGGUUUUGCCUUUGCUGAAUUUCUUACGGCCAAAGAAGCAGAAAAUGCCAUUGAGGCUCUGUCUAAUACCCACUUGCUUGGUCGGAGGCUUGUUCUGGACUUUGCAGAAGGCGAAAUCCUCGACCCAGAAGCCGAGAUUCAAGCAAUGGAGAAGAAGAUCCAGGGCCACCAAGAUACGUUGACUCACCACAGGAUGACAGGUUCAGCCCGGAAGAAGUUCAACGUUGGUGCAAGAGAAGAUUUCGAUCCUCUUUGA
Molecule: messenger RNA, 2274 nt
Organism: Fonsecaea multimorphosa CBS 102226
Lineage: Eukaryota; Fungi; Ascomycota; Eurotiomycetes; Chaetothyriales; Herpotrichiellaceae
Exons: 2
Coding region: 1-2274 (757 amino acids)
Cellular component (GO): cytosol
Molecular function (GO): mRNA binding
Source: RefSeq, a predicted model, not a curated record